CCUCAUGAGGAAAUGUAUCACGCCUGUGAUACCAACAGACGUAUGUCGGCGGCCAAGUCGAUGUAUGGACGAAGCAGUUGGUACAAAGCCACACGGCUAGACCCAUACCACGACAUGAUGGGCAGCGUGCUCGAUAAGUCUGUUCAUCAUGCCCUGAAGACAAAGUUGCAACCCGGGUACCUUGGUAAGGACAUUGCUGGGUUGGACGCUAGCAUCGACUCUGGAAUAGCAGACUUGGUAAGCUUGAUUAGAAAGAGCUACGCCACCAAGCAUCACCCGCAGGGGCCAGGAGAUGCAGAUACUCCAAGACUCUCGGAGCAAACGCCUGUAGACUUCGGCCGACUCGCGCACUACUAUGCCAUGGACGCUCGCUCGAGGAUGUCCUUUGGACAACCCCUUGGGCUUCUUCGGAAAGACUCGGACGUCUUUGGACUGGUUGCUAUGUCGAAUCUUGCCAUAGAUGUCUUACAAUUCUUCACUGAUAUUCCGCCUCUUCAACGAAUUUUCACCUCAGACCUUUCUCUACGGCUGCUUGGCCCGAAACCGACGGACAAGAAUGGCUUUGGAAAGAUCGUGGGACUUGCCAAAGAGCACAUUGCCGCCCGAUUUGGUCCUGAUGGGAAAGAUGAGCCUGACUUACUCGGAUCAUUCAUACGUCGCGGUCUUGAUCAGCGCUCAGCGCAGUCCGAGAUAAUGUUUCCAAUGGUCGCUGGCUCUGACACAGCAGCAAAGGCCAUCAAAUGGACAAUGCACUAUGUCCUUUCAAAUAUCUCUGUGUAUAAGUCUCUUGUGAAAGAGAUUGAGGACGCCAUGCUCGAAGGAAGAAUAUCAGAUCCCAUCACAUAUCAAGAAGCCCAGCAACUGCCAUAA
Colletotrichum phormii is the source of this 870-nucleotide messenger RNA. Its product is annotated as cytochrome P450. Gene Ontology annotation, molecular function: iron ion binding; heme binding; monooxygenase activity. The transcript is spliced from 3 exons. The record is from RefSeq and is a predicted model, not a curated record. NCBI's taxonomy places the organism in Eukaryota, Fungi, Ascomycota, Sordariomycetes, Glomerellales, Glomerellaceae. Bases 13 to 870 code for a protein of 285 amino acids.